This is a messenger RNA of Calidris pugnax (ruff), 1283 nucleotides long. RefSeq names its product acrosin-like. Gene Ontology annotation, molecular function: serine-type endopeptidase activity. The transcript is spliced from 5 exons. The coding region runs from base 73 to 1095 and encodes 340 amino acids. Gene Ontology annotation, biological process: proteolysis; acrosome reaction. The record is from RefSeq and is a predicted model, not a curated record. NCBI's taxonomy places the organism in Eukaryota, Metazoa, Chordata, Aves, Charadriiformes, Scolopacidae.
GCCGCGUUCGGCCCCGCCGCUCCCGGCACUGUAACUCCUGUUGCCUUCUCACUCUGUUGGCUGUGGUCAGCGAUGUCUCCUGUCACGCUCAGGAGUGUCCCAGGAUGGCCCACCCAGGACAGAGCGAGCUGCGGUCUCCGGCCCUUGGCUUAUCACUAUGGGACAUCGCGUGUCGUGGGGGGCACAGACGCCCGUCCAGGGGCCUGGCCAUGGAUGGUCAGCAUCCAGCAAACCUCGUAUGCCGACUGGGCUCACGUGUGCGGAGGGUCCCUCAUCAGCGCCCAGUGGGUCCUGACUGCAGCCCACUGCUUCCUCGACCUCAGGCCCGAACUCCUCUGGCGCGUGGUGAUCGGGGCCAACCGGCUGUCUCAGAUGGGCCCGGAGGUCCAGGUGCGCCACAUCCAGCGGCUCGUGAUGCACGAGCACUACAACAACAUCUCGCAGCUGAACGACAUUGCCUUGCUGGAGCUGGAUCACCCAGUCCAGUGCAGCUACUAUGUACAGCUGGCCUGUGUGCCCGACGCCUCACUGAGGGUGUCGGAGCUGAAAAACUGCUACGUCAGUGGUUGGGGCUCCACGAAUGCAAGAAGUUCCCGACAACCUGAUGUCCUGCAGGAGGCCCCCGUCCACCUCCUGGACACCCACCUCUGUAACAGCAGCCGGUGGUACGCAGGGGCCGUCCACAGCAACAACCUGUGUGCUGGCUAUGCCUACGGGCUCAUCGACACCUGCCAGGGGGACAGUGGUGGUCCUCUGAUGUGCAAAGACAACUUUGGGGACUACUUCUGGCUGGUUGGGGUGACCAGCUGGGGGAAAGGCUGCGCCAGAGCCAGACAGCCCGGGAUCUACACCUCCACACAGCACUUCUACGACUGGAUCCUGUACCAGAUGGGGCUGUACCCACAAGUAAGGGCGUCUCCAACAGCCCGGCAAUGGAGUCAUUUUCUUACCACCUCCGCUCACUACCAGAGGCCAAGGCCAGUGCCAACACAAUCAGGCAAGCUUAUCACCUGUCCAUAUCCCCUCCAGAAGCUGGUAGAAUUCUUCACUCGGGUGCAGGAGCUCCUGCAGAUCCUCACGGGGAAAAAGGUUUGAGCAGCAGGAUGAAGAGGAUCUAGUGCAGGCUGCAGUGUCCCAUGACCAUCUCCUCCUGGGGCCCACCUGCUGGUGCAAAGGCAGCCUCAGUGGCCAAGGCCUGCUCUGUCUUGCCAUGCUCCUCUGAGCACACGCAAAUGCUGAUGUUGACUUGGUUGUUGAAAUAAACAACCGAUGUUCACAGCUAA